Molecule: messenger RNA, 1899 nt
Organism: Pleurotus ostreatus (oyster mushroom)
Lineage: Eukaryota; Fungi; Basidiomycota; Agaricomycetes; Agaricales; Pleurotaceae
Exons: 16
Coding region: 1-1899 (632 amino acids)
Source: RefSeq, a predicted model, not a curated record
AUGGUUUCUGUCCCCCGAGAUACUCCUGAAGUCGACAAGCUUAUCAAUGGGCACACCAGCGACCCAUCCCUCAAGGUCAAUGGUGAUACAGGAAAGAAGACGUCAUCAACUUUUGUCUCGGGAAAGUUCUCGAUAGACGAACCGCGCCCCAUCAAAGUAGUGGUCAUCGGUGCUGGCUAUAGUGGCAUCAUCGCCGGAAUUAGGUUUACGCAGAGAGUCCAAAACUUGGACCUGACCAUCUAUGACGCCAAUGCAGGCAUCGGCGGGACAUGGUUCGCCAACAAAUACCCCGGACUUGCUUGCGAUCUUCCAUCCCAUUGCUACCAAUUGUCAUUUGAGAACAACACCAACUGGUCGUCAUUUUAUUCUCCAGGCCCAGAAAUUUUGGCAUACUUGCAGGGCGUCGUCGACAAGUACAAACUGAUGAAGUACAUGAAACUUCAGCACCGCUUGGUCGAAGCUAAAUGGGAUGACGACGCGGGCAAAUGGCGUCUUCGCAUGCGUCGACCGGUCUUGUCAGCUGCUGGCGAAGCUGCAUUCAGGCAAACACCUCCCAAUGAAGCCGGCACUUCGAACAUUCCAAAAGUCGAAUUCGAAGAAUUUGAGGACUCCGCGGACGUGCUAUUCACUGGAAUCGGCAACCUCAACCGUUGGUACUGGCCUGAUAUCCCUGGCCUCGAGGACUUCAAGGGGAAAAUCUUGCAUAGCGCACAAUGGGAUACUGGUGAUUCGAGCAGCGGGUGGGAAGAGAGCGUUAGAGAUUGGAAAGACAAACGCGUUGGCGUGAUAGGAGUGGCAUGUGGUUCUUCUGCUAUUCAAAUCGUCCCAGCCUUGCAACCGAAAGUAGGGCAUUUGGUCAAUUAUGUGCGGGGACAGACGUGGUUGGCGGUUCCUUUCCUAGACGACAUGCAGAAAGGUUUAGCCAAGGGAAGAGAGGUUACUAACUAUAAAUAUACCGACGAAGAUAAGGAAGCUUUCAAAGACCCGGAAUUCUACAAGAAUUUCCGCCGGAAGAUGGAAUCAGAACUCAAUGCCGCGCAAGAUGCGGUCAUGGUUGGUACGGAAAUGCAAGCGGCAGCAAGGACCAUUUUCAAAGAGCAGAUGCUGAAGCGACUAGCCAGGAAACCUUGGAUUGCUGAUCAUAUUAUCCCCGAAUUCCCAGUAGCAUGCCGAAGACUCACACCGGGCGUGGGCUACCUCGAAGCCCUGUGUGAAGAUAACGUUGACUUUGUGCCAUCGUUGAUAAAGCGGGUGACCCCAGAGGGCAUCGAAACAGUUGAUGGGGACCACAAGGCUUUGGACGUUAUCGUCUGCGCAACUGGUUUUGACACUUCAUACCAAUUGGACUUCCCUAUCAUCGGCAAAAAUGGGGUAGAUGUUCGUGACAAGUACUUGCCUCAUCCCCGGACAUAUCUCUCUGUCGCGGUAGAAGGCUUCCCCAACUGGUUCCAGACACUUGGUCCCAAUUCUGCAGUCGGAGCCGGAUCACUGUUGAUCAUCCUAGAGAAGCAAGUGGAUUACGCUGUCGAAGCAACCCUCAAGAUCCAGAGGGAGAGGCUAAAGAGCAUGGAUCCCAAGAAAGAAGCCGUUGAUGACUUUGAUGAGUAUCUAGAGGCUUGGUUCCCCAGGACUGUCUUUGGACAGAAGUGUCGAUCUUGGUACAAAGUCGGCAAGGAAGAAGGUCGUGUUGUUGCCCUAUGGCCCGGUUCCUGUCUCCAUGCUGUCGAAGCGCUUGAGAAGCCGAGAUGGGAGGACUACAACUACGAGCUCCUUGACAAAGGCGUGAAAAACCGGUUCUUCUACCUAGGCGAUGGCCUUACGAAGAAUGAGAAGAUCCGUGGAGGUGAUAUGGCGACGUAUCUUGACCGCAUUGACUACCCUCCAGUUCCUUCGAGUUAA